Messenger RNA from Zonotrichia leucophrys gambelii, 1745 nucleotides. It is a transcript of the gene RHBG, whose product is annotated as Rh family B glycoprotein. The record is from RefSeq and is a predicted model, not a curated record. The transcript is spliced from 10 exons. NCBI's taxonomy places the organism in Eukaryota, Metazoa, Chordata, Aves, Passeriformes, Passerellidae. Gene Ontology annotation, biological process: ammonium transmembrane transport; ammonium homeostasis. The coding region runs from base 1 to 1377 and encodes 458 amino acids. Gene Ontology annotation, molecular function: ammonium channel activity. Gene Ontology annotation, cellular component: plasma membrane.
AUGCCUGAGCACGCAGCCGCCUCCAGGCUGUGGUUCUCGGGGCUGUGCUUCCUCCUGCAGAUCCUCCUCAUCCUCCUGUUCGCGGUGUUGGCGCGCUACAGCCCCGAGGGCAGCCCCGGGCCGUGCCCCCCUCAGCUGAACUGCAGCCAGAGGAGCCAGGACCCGAAUUUCCUGCAGCCCCGGUUCCAGGAUGUCCACGUCCAGCUGCUCCUCAGCUUUGGGCUGCUCGUGGCCUUCCUCAGCCGCUAUGGGCCGGGCAGUGCUGCCAUCAUCAUCCUCAUCACAGCCUUCUCCAUCCAGUGGGCUGUCCUCAUGCAGGGCAUGCUUUUCUUCUUCCUCAGCAGCAAGAUUUCCGUGGGAGCUCAGAGCAUGGUCAGUGCUGAUUUCUGCACCGCAGCUGUUCUGAUCUCCACUGGAGCUGUUCUGGGCAGGGUGAGCCCUGUGCAGAUGCUGCUGCUGGCCCUGCUGGAAGUGACCCUGUGCACCCUCAAUGAAUUCAUCCUGCUCAGUCUCAUGGGGGUGAGCGACAGUGGAGGCUCCUUGACCGUGCACACCUUUGGUGCUUAUUUUGGCCUGAUGGUUUCACGGGUCCUGUACCAGCCCCAUAAGGACAAGAGGAGGAGGGAAGAGCAGCAGGAUAAGGGGCACCACAAGGAUGUUUUUGCUGUGGUUGGAACCAUCUACCUGUGGAUCUUCUGGCCCAGCUUCACCUCCACCACCACUGUCCACCACGAUGGAGAGAACUGGGCAGUGCUCAACUCCUACUUCUCACUGGUGGCAAGCACCGUGUCCACCUUCAUCCUCUCUCCUGUGCUCUAUGAGGAGAGCACCCCAAGGAUGGUUCAGCUCCAGGAUGCCACCCUGGCUGCCAUGGCCGUGAUGGGCAUGGCUGGGGAGAUGCUGCUCACCCCCUUUGGUGCCCUCAUCGCAGGGUUUCUGGUUGGCCUCAUCACCCCCCUUGGCUUCAGAUUCUUCACGCCUGUUCUGCACUCCAAGCUGAAAAUCCAGGACACGUGUGGGGUGCACAACACCCACGGGCUGCCCGGGGUGCUGGGGGCCCUGCUGGGGACGCUGCUGACGCUGCUGGCCACCGCUGACACUUUUGGUUACAGGCUGGAGCUGGUGUUCCCACUGGUGGCCCAGGGCAGCCGGACAGUCACUGACCAAGCAUUCAUGCAGCUCAGUGCCCUGCCCCUCACCCUGCUGCUUGCCACGCUCGGGGGCUGGAUCACGGGAACCAUCCUGAAAAUCAAGGUGCCGAGGUGCUGCGCGGACACCCAGUACAAGGAGAGCCCCGGCUUGCAGGAGGUGCCUGAGGAAGGAUCUGAGCCCAGUGCCAGUGGAAAGGAGGAGCUGGGCAUCAGCACCUUGGUGUAACAACCCCAGAACCUCUCUGUGGGGUGUGCCAUGGCCAGUGCCAGUUGGUUCUGGCAGCCUGAACCUCCCAACAGGAGCCAGCCAAACGUUUUUGGGAGCAGCUGGGUGUCCCCAGGCCUCUGCAGGGUGAAGAGGAGCUGCAGGAUCCCUGUGUUUGCUCAGGGUGUCCAGGCUUGGCUCAGCCACGUCCCCUCCCUGCUCCUUGCCUCAGUUUCCCCAUCAGCUGCUCUCUGGAGGGAGGCAAUGGGGAGAGGAAGGAUGGCUGUGGUGGGGAGUGGGCCCAGGAGGCUGAACAGAAAGCAGCAAAGACUUUGUACAGAUAUUUUUGUGCACAUAGCAAUUAAAAUAUAUGGAUUUUUUGGUAGCUU